AUGGCGGCGCUGCGCUCUAUCACGUUUGACCGUAAUUUCGGCAUCAGAGACAAGCACAUCCUAGCACUGCUCAAGGCGGUGGGCCCCCAGCUCACCUCCCUGCAGCUCGGCUGCAGCGACACCGGCGACGGCGCCCACCUCACCGACGCGGCCACCGCCGCGGUCUCGCAAUACUGCAGCCCAGACCUGCGGGUCCUGCGGCUGGAGAGUGUCCCUGGCAUGGGGCCCAAGGCGUUUGGCAGCAUCGCAAAGGCGCUGUCGGGUCUGGAGGAGCUGCAUUUCACGGGGCACGACCGCUCCCAGUGCAACGUCAAGGACAAGGACCUGGAGGCUCUCAAGAAGGACCCCGGCCUGCUGCCCAACCUCAAGUCCCUCCAUCUGACAGACAGCGGGGUGGGGGGCACCAAGGUCAGGCAGCUGUGUGGGAAGCGGCCGAUGCUCACUGUUCACUAUGGGGACACAGACAGUGACUCAUUCGCUGGCGGCAUGGUGCGCGGCAUGAUGGGCGCCGACUGGGGGGAUGGCCUGUUCGUGGAGCGUGGCAAGCAGGCGGAGGCGGAGCACAUGCGCGCAUGCGGCGUGCGCGGCGGCGCGGCGAAGCGGAGGCGGCAGUGGUAUUGA
Monoraphidium neglectum is the source of this 621-nucleotide messenger RNA. RefSeq lists its product as hypothetical. The record is from RefSeq and is a predicted model, not a curated record. Bases 1 to 621 code for a protein of 206 amino acids. The transcript has 5 exons. NCBI's taxonomy places the organism in Eukaryota, Viridiplantae, Chlorophyta, Chlorophyceae, Sphaeropleales, Selenastraceae.